AUGUCAUUAGCGUCGUCUUAUCGUGGUAUUGAAGAACUGUACAGUUCAGAUGAUGAUGAAACAGAACUGCUUAAAAAUUUUGAUUAUUUACAUAAGCAACGUCUAUUUAGACAAAGAUCAAGUGAUGGCAGUGGUGAUAAUAACUUUUUUGAAAAUAAAGUAAAACAACAUAUAAAAACCAACAAGAUUGAUGAUAAGUCACGACAUCAUAAACAGUUAUUAAGCAGACCACAAAGCAAUGAGUAUGUGAAUAAUGAAAAUAAAGUUCCUAUGGAUACAACAAAUAAGCAUGCUGUCAGUGACAGUGAUAUUAAUAGUCAAAAAUUAUUUGUAGAAAAUUUGAAAGAUACACAAUCGAUAUCGACAUCCUCUAUUCAUCAUCUUUGUUAUAAAUUUGACAAGCAUAUAUUACAUUACAAUUCGACUGGUGGACUGCAAGACGAGAAAGCCAUUGAUAUCGACUUAGAGUGGUUUAAAUUAGUCAAAGGUGUUAAAUUAGUUCUAUCACAAGUAUUAUUAGAUAAAAACUAUUAUAAUAGAUUAGAAAAUGAGGAUAAAAAUCAAUCAAUUGAAACAGAUAAAAAAAUCACUUCAGAAUUUUGUACAUGCAAACGAGGUAGUACGAAUAGACGAAAUGCUAUUUGCAAGCAAGUUGAUAAAUUCGAUUUUAAUGGUCAAUUAAUAUAUUUUCAUUCUGUUGCUAGAAAUAUGAUAAUAGAUGAAAAUUUAAAAGCAGUAGGUAUAUGA
This is a messenger RNA of Didymodactylos carnosus, 747 nucleotides long. Lineage: Eukaryota; Metazoa; Rotifera; Eurotatoria; Philodinida; Philodinidae. The record is from the annotation of a GenBank genome assembly.